CAUAAUCAUAUAUGCAAUCAACAAUUCAACAUGACACUAGCUUCCAAUCCCAAUUCGCCACGUGACACAUCCACGUAGACGUCGCGAAACUUCUAGUGAACGCGUAAGGAUGCAAAGUCGAUAUAAAUCGUAGCUUAUCAUCCAAUCGCCUCCCUGAAAUUGCUCUUAUAUCGGUCGAGGAAGAAGAAGAAGAAGCCAGAAGAUUACAGCAAUGGCAUACGUCGAAGGAGGUGUUGUUAAAGCUAAGCGAUCAAUAUGGAGACUAAGGACGAUCAAAGAUUUCUUCUUGUCAAUCAUCAACCUGAUACAAGUCUUCUUUAUAACCAUGUUCUCGAUGGAGAAAUCAGAUUCCUACAGGAAAGGCUCUGGGGCUAACAAGAAAUGGGAUGGUGGCCGACCUGGUGGUGGUGGUGGUGGUGGAGGAGGUGGUGGUGGCGGAGGUGGACGCCCUGGACCUCCUCGUGGGGGCCUCGACAAUGUGCGUGGCUUGAAUGAUAUCCGUGGAGCUGACCACAAUUCUCUACCGGCGUGCGGCUCGUGCUGCGGCUGAGCAUGUUUGUGGAGAGCGCCCAAGAAUAAAUGAAGGGAUAUAUAUAGUGUUGAAAUGGUGCUCUGGAAUUUGGGAAAGCCACGAACCAUGAUUCUAAUCAAGCUGUUGUAUUUAGUCACUGGGAAUAUUUGAAGUUGGAAAUUUGCCUUAACUAGUUCAUAAUUUUCAUGCAACAUAAUUAUAUAUUUUGGAUGAAUGAAACCAUUGAAAAGUA
Messenger RNA from Brassica napus (rape), 764 nucleotides. RefSeq names its product glycine-rich selenoprotein. Gene Ontology annotation, biological process: endoplasmic reticulum calcium ion homeostasis; calcium ion transport. The coding region runs from base 212 to 550 and encodes 112 amino acids. The transcript is spliced from 4 exons. Gene Ontology annotation, cellular component: endoplasmic reticulum membrane; Golgi apparatus. The record is from RefSeq and is a predicted model, not a curated record. Lineage: Eukaryota; Viridiplantae; Streptophyta; Magnoliopsida; Brassicales; Brassicaceae.